UGUGGUGUUUGAAUGAACUAGUAACUUCUUGUUGUUGUUGAAUGCUUGAUUUCGAAUUCUGAAUACAAUACAUUCGUUUGUGCAUACCUUUAAUUCUUGAUUCAUAUACUUCUAAGUAUCACAGUGGCGUCGCGAGCAGGAUCUUGUAAUGGAACAGCUAGAUAUUCAUUCUACUUCUGAAGCUUUUGAAGAUUAUUUGGAAAGGUUUGAAAUCUGGAGUAUGACCAGGAAAGAUGUCAAAGAUGAUAAAAUUGUGGCUCAUUUCCUAACAUUCAUCGGAAAAGAAGCGUACAGCUUAUUGAAAACCUUGGCAUAUCCAGAAAAACCUAUUUCACUUCCCUAUGCAAUGCUUAAGGAGUUAUUAUUGAAUCAUGUAAAGUGCCCUGGUUUUGAAUGCCGUGAAAGAGCGAAAUUUCAUAAGAUGAUUCGUCAAAAUGACCAAAAUGUUAAGGAAUUCAUUUUUGAAUUGCAGAAACAGGCUGUCAAAUGUAAUUGUGGUGAUCAACUUCAUGUGCAGCUGAGAGACCGAUUAAUUGCAGGAAUUAACAUACCUAGUUUGGAAAGAGAGCUGUUAAGAAUGUCAAACUGUUCCUUUCAAGAUGUUAGAACUGCGUGCAUUAACUACGAGGCGUUGAAUGAACUUGAUAUUCAGUCGAUGAAGAUUUCCAAUACUUUGAUUAGUUAUCAUGAUGAAAAGCAAUCUCAGGGUCAAUCAAAAUUGUGUCCGUUUAACAGAGGUUCCUAUUCUCGUGUAAAAAUGAACGGUGUCUCAAAAAAGAAUUACAAAGGAAAUCAAAAAGGUGAGACCAAGUUUGGCAAAUGUUUAUCAUGUGGAAAACUUCAUUCUCGUUAUUAUUGUACAUUUCGUAAUGCUAAAUGUUUUAGAUGUGGUAAGAUAGGACACAUUCAAGCAGUAUGCAAAGCUACUGUUCAUUUUGCCUCAAGUAGUACUAAAUCUUGUAAUUUAGAUCCCAAUAAUUCAGCUGAUCCUAAUGAUCAUUUAUCUUUGUCUACCAUUUCGAAAGACACAGGAUGAAUUUGAGAAGAAGACGUACAACUGAUUACAGACAUAUACAUUC
Molecule: messenger RNA, 1079 nt
Organism: Schistosoma turkestanicum
Lineage: Eukaryota; Metazoa; Platyhelminthes; Trematoda; Strigeidida; Schistosomatidae
Source: the annotation of a GenBank genome assembly